AUGAGUUGUCUAUCAAUUGUAAUUGACUGUGAUGCUCGUCAUUGGGGUGAACUGGCUGAGAAGGAAAAUAAUGAGAACAUAAUUUCUACACUAAUUCAUUCUAUUGCAUCAUGUACCACAGCACAUAUGUCAAUUUCUGCAGCGAAUCGUAUAGUCGUCAUUGGUGUUGAUGAAGCACUUUUGGAACCAACCAUCUACGUUUCAAAUGCAUCAGCAGAUAUAGAUAUGAGUUUAUCAGUAAAAACAGCAUUACGAAAUGCGCUUAAAAAAUCGGCUUCCGCAACAAAUGCAACGGAAUUGGCCGUUUUCGCACCUUCCAUGGCUGCUGCCAUUUGUCAUAUAUUUCGCUACAAGAAUGAAGUCGACAACGGAGAUGGACGCAUUCUUAUUAUCAACAUUGGUAGUGAUCUCCUUGGGGAGCAUAACAUUUUAAUGAAUAUCUUUUUCGCUGCUCAUAAGCACAAUAUUCUCAUUGAUGUGGCCAAUAUUGGUGAAACAUCGCCAAUUUUGCAACAGGCAAGCGAUAUUACUGGUGGCACUUACUUCACUCUUAAAAAACCGAAACAGUUGCUGGAAUAUGCAAUGUGUUUUACGCUUGGAAGAGCAUCGCUGCGUUCAGCGUUUAUAUCGCCUUCAUCAUCAACUUCAAUAGAUUAUCGUGCUAGUUGCCAUUGCCACGGUGCUCCAGUUAGUAUUGGAUGGGUGUGCUCCGUGUGUCUUUCGGUUCAGUGUCACUUUAGUCCAAUAUGUCCUGCAUGCAAUACCGUCUUCAAAAUUUCAACUUUGGCAAGGCGAGGACGGAAGAAGCGUCGAGAGGGAAACUGA
This is a messenger RNA of Cercopithifilaria johnstoni, 825 nucleotides long. NCBI's taxonomy places the organism in Eukaryota, Metazoa, Nematoda, Chromadorea, Rhabditida, Onchocercidae. The record is from the annotation of a GenBank genome assembly.